Molecule: messenger RNA, 333 nt
Organism: Pseudozyma flocculosa PF-1
Lineage: Eukaryota; Fungi; Basidiomycota; Ustilaginomycetes; Ustilaginales; Ustilaginaceae
Exons: 2
Coding region: 1-333 (110 amino acids)
Cellular component (GO): ubiquitin ligase complex
Source: RefSeq, a predicted model, not a curated record
AUGGGCAUGACACACAAGGAGUACCUCUCCUCGAACCGCAUCUUUGGGUGCAAGGCGUGCAAGACGCACCUCACCACCAUCGAGAGCCUCAUCAGCCGCGCAUUCAACGGGCAGCACGGCCGCGCCUACCUCUUUGACUCGGUCACCAACAUCGACCUGGGCGAGCCCGAUGACCGGCACAUGACGACCGGACUGCACACGGUGCGCGACAUCUACUGCGUCAAGUGCCACACGGUCCUGGGGUGGAGAUACGACAAGGCCUACGUGACUGGGGAAAAGUACAAGGAGGGCAAGUUUAUCCUCGAAAAGGAGCUCACGACGGACGUCAAGUAA